Molecule: messenger RNA, 288 nt
Organism: Cladocopium goreaui
Lineage: Eukaryota; Dinophyceae; Suessiales; Symbiodiniaceae
Source: the annotation of a GenBank genome assembly
AUGAGAACCAGGGUACACAACAACGCUGGAAGCGAUUGUAUCCUGAAAGAGUCUGUUCAACUCAACUUUGAUGAGGAUGACGAGGAGGAGAAGCUCUUCCUCUUUGUGCAGAACCAGAAGGUGAUGGGUGCACAGGAACUGGGUCGAGUUGAGAUUGGCUCCGACAAAAUGAAACAGCUUUUGAAGGAUGGGCAGCGGAGAGGUGGAAAUAUCCAGUGGACCGAUGCCUCCUUUACAACCAGCUUUCAGCUUAUUCCUCGUGGACAGAUUUGGGUUACAGCCGUCUGA